CCCUCAAAGUCAAAACGAGAACACUCAACAAAGGCUAAUUCCCAAUUCACUUUCGGGAAACAGAGGUCUUCCUCCCCUCGCAGUGCUUUCCCCCAAAAUACUCCCGCCUCGUCCCUUUUCAUCUCCGUCCACUCGUCGGGAGUCAAAACUCAACUCUUCGGCCAACCGCCCUCUCAUCUUCGUGACUACGUUCGUGCUCCUCCGGCGAUCAUAGUCACCUUUUUCGUUGCCGUCGCCGUCGGGAUUCAAGACUCAGCUUCAUCGAAUCAUCGUGCCUUCGCCCAAUCGCCAUCUCAUCUCCCUACCAUGAAGAGAAAACAAAAGAAGCUGGAUGCAUUUUUUCCAAGAAAUGUUUUGCCAUGCACUGGUAAUCAUUUCGAAGAGGAAGUACAAGUAGUUCCUAGAGCUUUGAACUUGGGCAUUGAUGAGCGCUCUAAUGUUGUGGUGAAUGAGGAUUCUCUCAUUAGUCCGAGAGUGACUAAUCCAUCAUUCGCCUUAAUCGAACGAGAUCCUGGACUGUUGAUUAAGAAGCAAACUUCCGAGGAAGUAAAGAAGAAUAGGAUUCGAGUGAAAGCCUCAAUUGAUAGUGCUCGUUGGCUAGCACUUCAAGGAGCCGCCUUUAGAGCUCAUGAUGAGACCCUUCAUUCUAAGAAUCGUGGCAACUUCAUUGAGCUUAUUGAUCGCUUCUCUUACUACAAUGAUGAAGUCAAAAGUACUGUGUUGGGUAAUGCUCCGAAGAAUGCGAAGUAUACAUCAUCCGAUAUUCAGAAGCAAAUUCUUCAUGUUCAGCUAAGAAGGCAGGGUUAUGAUGGUGCUAGUAAUAUGCGCGGUGAAUGGAAUGGUUUGAAAGCAUUGUUUCUGAAAGAUCAUCCUCAAGAUUAUUAUGUGCAUUGUAUGGCUCAUCGUCUUCAAUUAGCACUAGUUGCAGCAUCUAAAGAUGUGACAGCCGUGCACGAGUUUUUCAUUGACUUGGCACAUAUUGUAAAUGUUGUUAAUGCUUCUUCUAAGAGGCAUGAUCAAUUGGAAGUUGUUGAAGCAGCUAUGAUUGCUCAAUUAGUAGCAGGGGAAGAGAUUGCCACAGGAACCAGUGUUAAUCAAAUGAGUACUUUACAAGGAGCUGGUGAUACUCGUUGGAGUUCACAUCUGAAUUCUAUAUCCAGUGUUAUUCGAUUGUAUGAAUCAUCUUACAAAGUUCUGGAAGACAUAAAGAAAGAUGGGUAUACGGCCAAAAACAAAGGGGAUGCUCGUGUAGCUUUGAGGAAGAUGUCAUCAUAUGAGUUUAUUUUCAUUCUACUUCUACUGAAUGAUAUCUUUGGCACCACUGAUACACUUUGUCGUGCUCUGCAACAUAAGUCUCAAGACAUUGUGAAUGCCAUGAGUUUGGUGGAAAUUACUAAAAUGGUGUUGAAGGAAAUGAGGGAUGAAGGUUGGGAUUCUUUCUUGACAAAGGUCAACAAGUUCUGCAAGGAUUAUAGUAUUACAGUUCCAGAUUUUAGUGCUUCACAUUUUGAAGGUCGUCCUUGCAGACAGGUAGAUACUAUCACCAAUGAGCAUCAUUAUCAUUUUGAUAUAUUCAAUGCUGCCCUUGAUGUUCAGAUAGAGGAAUUGAGAGCAAGGUUUGAGGAAAAGAUUGUUGAACUUCUGAAAUUGAGCUCGAGUUUGGAUCCUAGCAAUGGAUAUAAAGCCUUCGAUGUUAAUGCUAUUUGCAGUCUUGCUGGAAAGUCCUUUGGAUUUUUCUGA
Linum tenue is the source of this 1740-nucleotide messenger RNA. NCBI's taxonomy places the organism in Eukaryota, Viridiplantae, Streptophyta, Magnoliopsida, Malpighiales, Linaceae. The record is from the annotation of a GenBank genome assembly.